CACGCGCAGUAGCAUGGUGUUCACCUCAACCGCACAGGAGAAUGGGUUGGAAAACCGAUUAUCCUGUGAUGUGAACAAGAAUGCCCUCACCUCAUCCCUAAACUCGUCUUACACCCCCACUGUCGCAUGACACCCGAGCAGUGCCGCAAACACAGUUGGAUCCGCAACCUCGGGGGACAGCCGAAGGCCGAGCUCAACAAGAGGAACCUGCGGCAGUAUAUGAGUCGAAGACGGUGGCACACAGCUGUUCAUACGGUCACCGCUCUCCGACGCAUGGGGGCAAACUUAUCUGAGAGGAGGGAACCCACCAACCAGGACUUUGUCAAGACGAAGAGCAGCACAGAACUAUGUGGUCUAGAGAGGGAGUCCCUUUCGUCCUCGGGUUUUAGCAAUUCCAGGAGUGCCAACGAAUUGCAGAGUCUGGAAUCGCCGACGACAGAAGCUCCAUCGCGCCUUGCCCCGGUGGCUGAGAAGGAGACCGAGAGCUCAUCUCCUAGUUUAGGAAAUCAAUCAAGAUCAAGUUGUAAAAAAUCAAAAACUGUUAAUAACAAAGAUCCACCAACUGCACAGCCAAGCCAAGAGCAAAAUAAAAGAGAAGUGCUUUACAUUGAAGCAAAGGAGGCAUUGCGACGGAUGGCAGGUCAGAUUCCAUCAUCAGAAACGUCUAACUCGGUCUGUUUGGAUGACCACAGGCAAACGAAGCAGAGAAGGAACGAGUCUCCCAAGUCCAAAGAUGCUCCCACUUCCAUCAAACAGCGUCGUGAAAAACCGCCCUCACAGCCUGUCCCACGUAGGCCCCCGUCAGUCACAUCUUCGACUCGCGUCCCGCCGGUGUUGGAGCUGGCCCGAAGGAGGUCCUCUGGCAUGACCAUCCAAUAUCCGUCGACCAUCGGCAAGCCACGCCUGGAAGCGGUCGAACAAGCGAAGGUCGGACCGCGCUCGCUCGUCGACCAGUUGUUGGGGCAGUUCAAGGGGAUGCAGUCGUUCUCCUUCGCCGAACUGAGAACGACCAAGGGCCCAGCUACCCUGGCGAACGCCGUGGUCAGCAAGCCCGUCUUCCAGUUCCGCAUGGGCCGUCCCAUCAACAGCGGCGCCGUGCUGGAGAUCGCCAAGAAGUUCAUGGGCUUCGAGUAGGGCAACGACAUGCAGGGAAGUUUUGCCCUUCCGGUGUAAAAGGAAAACUGAGUGUUACCCAAAUGGCUUCGACUGAGCUUGAAUGUGCUGUGACGAAAGAAGAAAAAAAGACAGUGUGAUGGAAACGAAUCAAACAAAAGCGAUGGACACGGCAGAAUGAAGCUGCAGCAUAGGAUAAUAGUAAUAAGAAUAAUAAAGAAUAUAUUUAGUGCACAUGGACACUAGGACGAUAAAUACCCUUCGUUGCAGCAGGAUGGUACUUAUAUUUAAAGUGAAUUUAAUCUUAGAAAAGUACUCUAGAAAACAUUGAAACUAACAUCUAGGUUAGAAAAAAGAUAUCGGUGAUUCUGGAUGUUCCUUAAUUCUUGUUUUUUUCUUUUAGUUUUUUUCACAUUAUUCAAAAUUAAUAAUGACAGUUAAGAAAGAUAAUUCGUAUCCACGUACAGAAAAAUUGACAAAUUUUGCGUUUUAACUUAUUUAUUUUCCAUUUCCUCCGCUCUACGAUAAAUAUUCUAGCUAAUAUUUGUUCUUCAGUUUGCAAACUACUGAUGCUAGACUUUUCAUAUCUGAAAUUAUUUUAUGCUCGCUCUCUCUCACCCUGAAAACAGUUAUAAAAUAGUUUUCUCUGUUUUUUUUUUGUUGUCGUUUUUUUAUGUUUUUAACGAUCUAUUGAACAUCCUGCAGAGUCCAUUGACAAUUAUUUCUUCAGCCGCUAUAAUUCCUAUCUUUAGUUCUCCUGUGAAAUAAAAGAAAAUCCAGAUACAGUGAAUAAAUCAUCUUCGAAUGUGUAUAUAAAGGAUUCGUAGUGACAUAGUGCAUUUUAUGAAUGGCAUUGACUCCUACUUUAUGAAUGACUAUAGUAAUUAUGUUGUUGAUAUUUUUUCUUAUCAUUUAUUUAUUAUAUGUUGCUUUAGGGUCACUGGAGCUUUUCUUUUAAGUUUUUUUGGAAACAAUUGAAAACCAAAAUGAAAAUAUAUAUAACAUGUGUUCUUUUUUAUGUUGAGUUCGUUGUUCGCCAAUCCUUAUAUAAAUUAUGAUGUUUCUUUCGUAAAUUGGUUAGCGCCAAUAAAUUAUUGUACAUGAAUUUUUCAUGAAUAAAGCAUUAUUCUUA
Penaeus chinensis is the source of this 2245-nucleotide messenger RNA. RefSeq lists its product as uncharacterized. Lineage: Eukaryota; Metazoa; Arthropoda; Malacostraca; Decapoda; Penaeidae. The record is from RefSeq and is a predicted model, not a curated record. The transcript has 2 exons. Bases 127 to 1134 code for a protein of 335 amino acids.